AUGCCGAUCUUGGUUUUGGUUUUCAUCGCUGCCCAUACGGCAGCAGCGGAAGCUCUCUCGCUCAGAGCCGAAUUCCUCGCGAUGACGAGUUCUAGCACUUUAUCGGCGAGUACUUUGUCCGCCGCGUGUCCAUCGUCGAUCGGUGAUUAUUUGGCCGAGUUUCACGGAACGGAAGAUACUUUCCUAGUAUGGGAAAGAGAGGUUAGGAAGCUGCGAGUUACGUAUGAUCUCGAUGACAACUCAACGAAGCUGCUGAUCGGCGCCAAAGUAAAGGGUAAAGCGGCAAUUUGGUUACAUUCUAAAGCAGAAUUCAUCGAGUUGGAUGCCGAAAGCCUACUUGAUGAAAUGAGAAAGAUGUUUGAACAUCGGCCUGGCAGAUUUGCACUAAGACGUAAAUUCGAAGAGAGAAAGUGGAAAGUCGACGAAGCAUACCGUGAAUAUCACCAUGAUAAGAUCGUCCUUGGAAAUCGACUGUCCCUUGAGGAAGAAGAACUUGUUGAAUACGUCAUAGAGGGUAUUCCGAAUAUGCGACUGCGGGAUCACGCACGAAUGCAGCGAUUCAAGUCACUCAACUUACUACUCGAAGCUUUCGAAAACAUUACAUUGCAAACUGAUGGUAAGAAGAAUAUCCUUUCCUCUACGAAAUCGAAGCUUGGAACUGAUCGCAAGGAAACCUCGGACCGACAAAGUGCAUCGGCAAAAUGCUAUAACUGCAAUCAGGAAGGGCACCUUUCUGCUUCAUGCCCUAAGCCAAAACGAGAAAAAGGUUCUUGCUUUAAUUGCGGGAAGAUGGAUCACCGACUUAAGAACUGUCCGACGAAAAAAGAAUCGAAGCAAAGAAGCAAAGAAGAUAACAGUGCGAGUGGCGCGAGUAACACAAUGGCACUCGUGGAAAAGUCUGCGGUAGAACAUCAUAGGAAACCACUAACCAACCCCACCAGGGAGUAUUGCGUGUUAUUUACUAGAAGCUCCGAAAGUGAAUAUUACUUAUUGUUAGAAGCAUUAGUAGAUUCCGGUUGCGCAAUAAACAUUAUGAGCGAAAACGCAUACUUAAAUUAUUUUAACGAUGAAAAGCUAACUCAAAAUGAAUCCGUUGCUAAUUAUGGAGGCAUAAAUAAAUCACCUUUAUGUAUUAUAGGGACAAUUACGGCCAAAAUCCGAUUACAUUUGCUGCCUGAUCAUAUCCUUUCUAUAGAAUUUGCUAUCGUUCCGGAUUCAACUACGACAUAUGACGCUUUGUUAGGUCGUGAAUUUAUACGCAUGCCCGGCAUAUCAGUUACAUUAGAUAAAUCUUUGCGUAUAGCACACAAUUAUAUUAUGGAAGAUAUAUUAAAUAUUGAAGCUAUUGAGCAAGCGAGUCCGUUGAGCGCUGUUUCUGAUAAUUUAGAUGUAUCAUUGCCCCAUGACGUUAAAGAGAGAUUGCUAAGUUUACUAAACACUCACCUCUGUUCUACAGGAAAAAUCGAGGAACUCCCUUAUAAGUUUGAGAUACAGUUAACUGACGAGAAUAAGUCAUUUUAUUUUACACCUAGACGUCUUUCAUGGCACGAGCGAGAGGAAGUGAGGAAUAUCAUCAAUGGAUUGCUGCAGAGGGAAAUCAUAAGACCCAGUAACUCUAAUUUCUGUAGUCCGAUCGUGCUCGUCAAAAAAAAGGAUGGAAGUCUUGACUUAAAAGAUGGAUUCCAUCAUAUUCAAGUAGAUGAAAGUUCGGUGAAGUUCACUUCAUUUGUUACGCCAGACGGCCAGUACGAAUACUUGAGACUACCUUUCGAUUUGGCCAAUGCCCCUGCUGCAUUCCAGCGGUGUAUUAAUAUGGUACUUAAGCCAUUAUUAGAUGCAAGGAAAAUACAGAUAUACCUUGACGAUAUUAUGAUUGCGACAGCUACGAUUGAAGAAAAUGUAACAAUCUUCGAAGAAGUUUUGCAUUUGCUAACUCGGUACAAUUUGGAAUUGAAUUUCAGUAAAUGCCGAUUUUUAAAACGCGAAAUAGAGUAUCUUGGUUACAAUAUCUCUAAGAACGGUAUUACGCUGAACGAGUCGAAAGUAAAGGCUAUCCAGAAGUUUCCGCAUCCUAAAACCGUAGGACAAUUGCAAGGCUUCUUAGGUUUAACUAGCUAUUUUCGUAAAUUCAUCGUAAAUUACGCACGAAUUGCGAAACCUUUGCAUGAUCUCACUAGGAAGAAUGUACCUUUUAUAUUUGGCGAGAGCGAGUUACAUGCGUUUGAAACGUUACGAGAAAAGUUGUCUAAUCAUCCCGUGCUAGCUUUGAAUAAUCCUAGAGCGUAUACUGAAUUGCAUACCGAUGCCAGCUCUCAUGGUUAUGGUGCUGUGUUACUACAACGCCAACAAGACGGUCACAUGCACCCUAUUAUGUAUUAUAGUCGACGAACUACGGCCACCGAAAGUCGUUAUCAUAGCUAUGAGCUUGAAACGCUGGCCAUCGUUUACGCCCUUGAAAGAUUUCGAGUCUAUCUUCAGGGAAUAUCCUUCGUAGUGAUAACCGAGUGCAAUGCGUUAAGUCGUAACAUUUUAGUAAUAGAGCCGCUUUCAUUUGAUGAAGUAUUAGUGUAUAGGCAAAUACAAGACCCUGUUAUUAGAAAGAUUCAAAAGGAAUUGGAGAUUAGCGAAUGUAGUAGAUUUGAGCUGCGCAAUGGAAUUGUGUUUAGGAAGCACGAUAAUGAGAUUCUAUUCUAUGUCCCUGAUGCAAUGACUCAGGAAGUAAUACGCACAUGUCACGACGAGUACGUGGUAAUAUACCCAGUAAAAUCAACGGCAACAAAAGAGGUAAUCGCCUGUCUGAAAGAAUAUUUCCGUCAUUUUGGAGUGUGUAAGCGAAUUGUUUCUGAUCGCGGUAGUUCUUUAGUCUCCGACGAAUUUGUCAACUAUUUGAAGCCGUUAAAUGUUCAACAUGUUAAAGUAGCAACCGCUUGCCCUCAGAGUAAUGGACAAGUAGAACGAGUUAAUCGUUUCCUGCGUUCUAUCCUUUCAAAACUAUCAUCAGAGGGAAAAUGGACUGAUUUCGUGGCUAAGAGCCAGUUCUCGUUAAAUAAUACGCUGCAUAAGACAAUAGGCACAACACCUAGUCUAUUAUGUUUGAUAGCGAUCAAUACGGUUUCGCAGAUGAUAACCUUAGAGAGUACUUUCAUACUAUUCAAGACUUAG
Messenger RNA from Trachymyrmex cornetzi, 3162 nucleotides. RefSeq lists its product as uncharacterized. The record is from RefSeq and is a predicted model, not a curated record. Bases 1 to 3162 code for a protein of 1053 amino acids. The transcript has 5 exons. NCBI's taxonomy places the organism in Eukaryota, Metazoa, Arthropoda, Insecta, Hymenoptera, Formicidae. Gene Ontology annotation, biological process: DNA integration. Gene Ontology annotation, molecular function: nucleic acid binding; zinc ion binding.